Messenger RNA from Trichobilharzia regenti, 151 nucleotides. The record is from the annotation of a GenBank genome assembly. NCBI's taxonomy places the organism in Eukaryota, Metazoa, Platyhelminthes, Trematoda, Strigeidida, Schistosomatidae.
GCCCAACCUGUACUACCCUUAUAUCCAGGAACACAUGGUAAAUUUUCCAGGUGUCCCGAAUCACUGGUACGACCCAUGGCACCUAGGACCACCUCAUUGCACACCAACUCCGAUGUGCAGACACCCAGUCCGACCUCCUUUUCAUUCAUAA